Molecule: messenger RNA, 2270 nt
Organism: Triplophysa dalaica
Lineage: Eukaryota; Metazoa; Chordata; Actinopteri; Cypriniformes; Nemacheilidae
Gene: gpc2
Product: glypican 2
Exons: 11
Coding region: 101-1819 (572 amino acids)
Biological process (GO): cell migration; regulation of protein localization to membrane; regulation of signal transduction
Cellular component (GO): cell surface; plasma membrane; extracellular region
Source: RefSeq, a predicted model, not a curated record
CAGUCUGUGGACUGAUGGGGUGGUGGAGGGUCUGCAUCACUAAGAGGUUUAAUCGUCUCUAGUAUCUGUCAUCGCAAAGGACUGUUUUAUUUUUGUAAUAAUGAUGAUGAAGAAGAUGGUGAUGUUUGUAAGUUUGCUGGCGUUGUGCGGGUCAGCGGGCGGCACGAGGAACUGUGGGGAGUCACGGCGGGUGUAUGGAGAGAAACACACGCUGAACACAGCCCCACACACACACAUCAACGGAGAACAUCUGCGCGUCUGCUCCCGGGACUACACCUGCUGCUCCAGUCUGAUGGAGGACACACUGACACAUCAGAGCCAAGCUGAGUUUCUGUCUGCGCUCCAGGACACCAGUCAGUUCCUGCUCAUCACCUUCACACAGAGACAUCGCAGGUUUGACGAGUUUUUCCGGGAGCUGAUGGAUGUGGCAGAAAAAUCCAUGAAUCAGAUGUUCACGCAGACGUACGGGCAUCUGUACGCUCAGAACGCUCACAUGUUCCGUCAGCUGUUCUCAGACCUGCGCGGCUACUACACAGGAGGUAGAGUGAGUCUGUCGGAGGUUCUGGCUGAUUUCUGGGCCGGUCUGGUGGAGCGUGUGUUUACUCUGGUGAACCCUCAGUAUGAGUUCAGUGAAGAUUAUCUGGAGUGUGUCAGCAAACACGCCGAACAACUGAGACCGUUUGGAGAUUUACCACAUAAACUGAGAAUACAGGUGUCUCGAGCGUUAACUGCGGCGCGGGCGUUAGUUCAGGGUUUAGCGGCGGGCAGAGACAUCGUGAGUAAAGCAUCAAAGUUGACUGUAGGGAGCGAGUGUGUGAGGGCUUUGACGCGUCAGUGGUAUUGUCCGCUGUGUCGUGGAGUUCCCGCCCUCAAGCCCUGUCAUUCGCUGUGUCUCAACGUCAUGAAGGGUUGUCUGGCCAAUCAGGCUGAUUUAGACUCUGAGUGGAACAGUUUCAUGGACGCUCUAAUGACGCUGCUGGAGAAGAUCAGUGGACCGUUUCAUUUUGAGCUGGCAGCAGAUUCAAUCGCUGUGAAGGUGUCUGAGGCCAUCAUGUACAUGCAGGAGAACAGUGUUACUAUUUCUACAAAGGUUUUUCAGGGCUGUGGGAACCCUCGACCGACCCUCGGCAGAACCAAACGUUCUCUCAGAGAGCGCGAGAGAGCGUUCAGAACCUACAGACCUGAAGAGAAACCCACCACUGCUGCAGGAACCAAUCUGGACAGACUCGUGGAGGCCUUACAGGAGCGUCUGCGGCCCAUGAGAGGAUUCUGGGUAUCUCUGCCUCACACCAUCUGUAACGAUGACAAGAUGUCAGCUGAUGUGACCAAUGAGGAUCGCUGCUGGAACGGACAGACACGCGGCAGAUACCUCAUGUCGGUUAUGGGUGAUGGUUUAGUCAAUCAGAUUAACAAUCCAGAGGUGGAGGUCGAUGUCGCUCAACCCAACAUCAAAACCCGUCAGUUGAUCAUGGAGCUGCGAGUGGCCACAAACAGACUGAGACACGCUCACAGCGGACGGGACGCUGACUUCAUAGACAUUGAGGCCGAGGGUUCCGGUGGUUCUGGAGUCGGUGCUGAAGCGGGCGACAGGUUCAGUGAGGAUUGGCCGGGUCACGUCUCUCCGCCUCGCAACACUGUGCCCAUUGACAAACCGCCCCGCCCACGAGACAGAGCCCGCCCCCGGGACACGCCCACCAACAGAAGGAACAGGGUGAAUGGACGAGCCCGCUCUGAUAGUUGCCGUGUCUCUCCUGCUCUCCUCCUCUCUCUCUCUCUGUGUCUUUUCCUCAGUUUGUCUCAGUCUCUCGGCCGUUAUUAAAGCGAACGAGUGAAACCUCAAACCAGCGACUGAACCGCUGCACUGUGUCUGCCGCCUCAAGUGAACUUCUUCUUUACAAAGAUUUCUACAUUUGUAAUGGAAACACUUUUGUUUAUUUGAAAUACUGCUGUGCAGAUCGAGACGCCUUUCUGUAUUUUUUCACUUUUGAUUAGUGCGAUCGGAUGAUGUGAUGUACGUAAUCUUUCAUCACUAUUCACUGAUCUCAUGUGACUCUGUGCACUGUAUAUAUUUGUGUGAGGAACGUGUUUUAUUCGUCUAUUUAUUUAUUCUAUAUUUAUAUGUGAUGUCGUGAGAACACGUUUGAUUGUUUUGCCGUAUGUACAAUCUUAAUGUGUAGAAUGUUUGGGGCAACUGGAUUUGGGUUUUCAACGAAAUCUUCACUCAUCAAAAUUCGCUCUUGAAAUAAUCAUGUGAAGAACAACAGACCGAC